AUGAUCGCAACACCUUUGAAACAUCCAGGAAUUUAUUUGUCUUCAGAGACAUCUUCUCAAAGAAGAAAUACGCCCAUGCAUGCAAUCUUUUUUGACAGCAUUCCUGCAGGCACACUUACUCCUGUAAAAGAUUUGGCAAAAUAUCAGAACCCCUCUUUAACAUUGAGUGACCAUAAAAAGAAUCAUUUUCUAGAAGUGACAAAUUUUAAUAAUAAAAAUAUAUUUCAUUCCACCAUGCUAGCAGAGGCUACCACCUCUAACAGCUCUCUUAAUAUCAGUGCCAUAAAGCCCAAUAAGGAUAGAUUAAAAAACAAAGCAAACUAUGAAUCACCAGGAAAAAUAUUUCAAAGAAUGAAAGAAAAAGUACUGCGUGACAAGCAAGAACAAGCAUCAGGAAACUGUAGUUUGUUGGAACCACCGAAAAGUGAAAAGAAAAUUUUUACUCCUAAAGGAGCUGAGAAAAGAGUAUUGCAGCAUACCUACGUCUGUAAAGAAAAGGAAAACAACAAAUCAUCCCAAUCAGAUAACAGUUCACCAAGAGUGCAAGAAUUUCCUCUAGAAUCAUCAAAUAGUACUUUCCUUCUGAAAAAGCAAAAGAUUCAAUGUCAGCAGGAAAAGAAAGCAUCUCUGCAUAAUUUAACUUACGAGGCUCCAUUUCUGAACCAAGAACAUGAAAAUGUUUCAGCUGCAGGAUUCUCCAGCAAGGCAUUACCUAGAGCUCAGUUGGCUAAACAAAUUCUUCACUCAAGGGAGAAUACAUUUGUAACCACGAAGUCUAAAAAGGACACCUUUGUUUUAGAAGGCAUUGAUUCUGUUAUUGAAAAAUCCCAAAAUACUACUGUUGACACUCUCAAUACUAACUGUGUUCCUGUUAAAAAUGGUCAGUCAAUGGUUUCUGAUAAUAAGAUGACAACAGAAAGGACUUCACAACAGGAAAUUAAUGAGAACACAAUGCCCAGAGAGACUGAUCUUCUGGGUUCCAUGAAUGAUACAUGUAAAAUUGUGCUUGCAACUCCAAGAUUUCAUAUAACAAUACCUCGGAAAUCAAAAAGAAAUGCUUCAAAUCAUUCUCCUCCAAAUACACUUCAAACUCUUACAAAUGGAGUUAAAAAUAAUAAGGUGGUCCAGCUACAGGAAUGGAUGAUUAAAAUCAUUAAUAAUAAUACUGCUAUAUGUGUAGAAGGAAAAUUGACAGACAUCCCUAACAUAUAUUGGCACAGUAAUGUCAUUAUAGAACGGAUUAAGCACAACAGACUUAGGACUUUAUCAGGAAAUAUUUAUAUUUUAAAAGGGAUGAUAGACCGGAUUUCCAUGAAGGAAGCAGGAUAUCCAAACUAUCUCAUAAGGAAGUUUAUGUUUGGCUUUCCAGAAAAAUGGAAAGAGCAUAUUGAUAAUUUUCUAGAACAAUUAAGGGCUUGUGAAAAGAAAGAGGGAAAGGCCAGACAAAAACAGAAAACUGGAAGAUUUGUCCCUGAUAUACGAAAAUCAUCAAAAAAUAAUGCAAGAGAAAACCAAACAGAUGUCCUCCAAAGAGCCAGCACUACUUACGACGUUGAUUGUUGUCAUUUGGAAGUGAAAAAUGCUAAGCGCGGUAGGUUGCCAGGAGCCACAGAAUUAAACGUGUGCCAUGGUAAUUGCCAAAAUAAACCACCGUUAAGUCUCCCAGAUGACCAAGUAAAUAAUACUUUUCAAAAUGGAGGAGGAAAUGACUUAUCUAAUCAGGAAUUAAUUGGAAAGAAAGAAUGUGAAAACUUGUCUUCAAAGAAACUUGGAAAUUGUGAAAGAACAAAUGAAACGAUAAUUAAAAGUCAGAAGCAAGAGAGAACUGAAGAAUCGAAUGUAUCCGUUGACAUUCUAACCUCAAGACAACUGUUUUUCUCAGACGAAGAAAGAAAACAUAUGGCUCCUAAUCAGAAGGAAGCUUAUAUUUUAGUGACACCACUUAAGUCUAAAAAAGUGAUAGAACAAAAAUGCAUGAAGUAUAAUCUGUCCUAUGGCACCAUUAAAGCAGUAACAGAUUUUGCAGUGCCAAAGCAUCAAAAAGAAAGUAAAUCAGACUUAAAUGGAACUGCACAUUUGUCCAGUAAGCCCACAAAGACCUUCCAAAAUGCAUUUGAGUAUAGUGUGGAUCAUAAAAAUAAAAAAAAGGAAGAUUGCAGUGAAUGUGAUUUAGUCACAGUCAACCAGAAAAUCAAAAUAUCUAGUCCUAAAAAGGAACAAACGGUCACCUCUGAUUUUAAGAAAAAUACAAGGUUGUUUCCAAAAUUGAAGAAAAUCAGAAAUGCAUCUAUGUCAUUUUAUGAGCAUCAGUCCUCAUCAGAUUUGUCUAGUGAAGAGAGCGAAACAGAAGAGGGAAUUAGAAAGAAAGCUGAAAUUGCUAAGAAAACCAGAGUAAGGAAUACCAAAGAAACAGUGGUUUACCCGAAGAAAAGCACAAGAACCACCGCAAAGAAAAUCCCAGUGAUUUCUGAAUCUGAAACUGAAGAAAGUGAAAGUGAAUUUUAUAUCAAACAAAAGAAAGCUAGAUGUUCUGCUAAAGAAAAUCUUCAGAAAUCUGGUAUUAGGAAUGAGUCUCCAAUUAUUGAGGCAAAGGGAUCUAAUGAGACAAAUAGGCAUUCCUUUGAAUGUUUUCCUGGUAUAAUUCAGGAUGAAGAAUGGAAUGAGAAGGAAUUACAGAAACUUCAUUGUGCUUUUGCAUCUCUUCCAAAGCACAAAUCUGGUUUCUGGUCAGAUGUAGCUAUGGCUGUAGGUUCUCGAUCUGCUGAAGAAUGCCAGAGGAAAUACAUGGAAGAUCCCAGAGAAAAAGGAUCCCAGAAACCUGUCACUAAGAAAAAAACAGUCAAUCCCAAAGGCCAAAAUGGCAAGAUAGGUGAUGCUGAUAAGAAGCAAAUUAUUAAGAUAACUGCCAAAGUGGGAACUCUUAAAAGGAAGCAGCAAAUGAGGGAUUUUCUGGAACAGUUGCCAAAAGAUGAUCAUGAUGAUUUUUUCAGUACAACACCUUUGCAGAAUCAAAGAGUACUGUUGCCAAGUCUCCAGGACAGUGCAGAAGAGGAUGAUAUUCUGCCAAGUAUGGACAAAAAUCCAACAACUCCAUCAUCAGUUGUCUUUCCACUGGCAAAAACUCCUCAGUGUCAGCAUGUCAGUCCUGGCAUGCUAGCCUCUAUAAAUAGGAAUGAUUGUGAUAAGUAUGUUUUUCGUAUGCAAAAAACCCAUAAAAGUAAAGGUGGCAUUGUCUGGGGCAAUAUCAAGAAAAAAACAGUUGAAACUGAUUUUUCAACUCCAACAUCAAGAAAAAAAACCCUGUUUAACAAAGAAUUAGGAGAAAACUCUGGUAUUGGAAAACUUUUCACUAAUGCUAUGGAGUCUUUAGAUGAAGAAGAGAAAGAUGAUUAUUUUUCAAACUCUGAUUCUACAUAGUAAAAAUGAGAAAAUAUUUCCAGGAUUUUUAUCAAGAAGCAGAUUUUUGUAUCUUCUUUUGGAAUACACAUAUUUUCCUUAAAAUGUACCUUCAUAUGAAAUUGUGGAUUCCUUCUCAAAGGUUUUAGGAGUUUGUAUUCAAAGUAAAACAUCAUUCUGUAAAUAUUCCUCAUUGCUGCAGCUUACUAAAGUAUAAGGAAAAUUGUUUUGCUUGUAUAGAUAUUUGUAAAUUUCUGGGUUUUGCAAUAUUAAAAUAUUCUAGAUAAGUCUCUUAAGCAUCCAAGUCUGUUUACUUUAAGAAAAUCAUGUUCCAAACAGAUUUUUUAAAAGCUUCCAAGAAAAUGUUGCUACCCUUAAGGGAUAGGGGAGGGAGAAUGAAAAGUAGAUUGUUACUGCUGGCUACUGAAUUCAUGAAAAGCAUUUGUUACCACUUGGUAUACAAGCCAGAAUUGAUCUUAUGUUUAAAUUACAUGUUGUUGAAACUGACACUCUUUCUCCUGAUUUUUUUCUUAAAACUUGUGAUUGGCAUAUCUAUGAAACCUAUAUAAAUUUAUUGCUUUUUCAGUAUUUUAUUAGGUAGAAUCAGAGAACAAAUUUUGUUGCAUUACACCAUAUUUACAUAUGCAGACAUAGUUUACAUUUGGUCUCAAUAUUAAAAAGUGGAUUAGACAAACAUUCAAGUAGUUGAUCUACCAUUGUAAGGAGUCAGGUUAAUAUGCCAUGUCAUGGUAAACAUUAUUUUCCUUUCAGAUAGCUCCUUUAGAAAUAAACCUUUUUUUAGCUUAAUCUGCCACUCUGUUUUGAAAUUUGACAUAGAAUAUUUUGCCUGUGGUUAUAGUAUAUAUCGACUUAUCCUUUCUCUCCAGUUAGACUGUUCAAAUAAACUUGGUUUGCUUUUAUAAUAUUUCUAUUUUGGUUCUUGUUUGAUUACUGAAUCAUGGAAAGUAAACAAAUAUGCACUUUGUUACUGGUUCAGCUUGUUGCCUCAAAAAAUAUCAGAACUUUUAGUAAAAUAUACAUUUUUCUUGUUUCUUAAGAAUUUAGUCAGUAAUAAUCAGCAGUUAUAUAACUAUAGAAUUUAUGGAAAC
Messenger RNA from Mirounga angustirostris (Northern elephant seal), 4505 nucleotides. RefSeq names its product MIS18 binding protein 1 (gene MIS18BP1). The transcript is spliced from 16 exons. Gene Ontology annotation, cellular component: chromosome, centromeric region. Bases 1 to 3417 code for a protein of 1138 amino acids. Lineage: Eukaryota; Metazoa; Chordata; Mammalia; Carnivora; Phocidae. The record is from RefSeq and is a predicted model, not a curated record.